Halichondria panicea is the source of this 1769-nucleotide messenger RNA. RefSeq lists its product as uncharacterized. The record is from RefSeq and is a predicted model, not a curated record. The transcript has 9 exons. Lineage: Eukaryota; Metazoa; Porifera; Demospongiae; Suberitida; Halichondriidae. The coding region runs from base 689 to 1099 and encodes 136 amino acids.
GUGUCUGGAUCCAGUGCACUGGAGAUUGAUGAUGAGAUCUAUGCAGCAGUAGUUUUCUGCAUCGAUGACAUACAUUGUCCUAGAUAGACAGCGGGAAUGACUCUACGGUCUCUCAAGUUCUAUAUCAACCUUACGGCUAGGUAUGGUUUCAUAGAUAUACAAGAGCAGCAUGGCAGGCAGCAUGGAGUGGAAACAAGAUCACAUGCGCUAUCAAUCAAUCAUAUACGUAGUAAGCCCCAGUCGCACCAUGUACCAUUGAGGAUUCCGUGUUUUAUGACAUGACGACAAGAGAGUGCAAGUGGCAAAGAAGGCUUAUUUUUGACUAACAAGCUCCAAUUAAUGAACUGCUCGGAUCCAUUAUCCCCACCACAAAACGACACCAUCACGGUCCAUAAGUGACCUUCCAUGCAGUGUGACGAUUGACUGUUCCCAGAGGGAUGACUGCCACCUAUCUAGCUACAGGAGAGUGGGACACCAAACUGGGGGAGAUUUUCUGCACAAAUGAACCUAUAUUUCCUGUGUGCUACCUGCCUCUCCACUCAAUGGAGUGCUACUCAAUAACUCUAACCUAACUGAGCGCUCAGUCAUUAUCCUCCAAUGUGAUCCUGAGUUCUCACUGGUGGGUGCAGUGACUGUCACUUAUAACAACUCUGCUCUCUGUGAUCCUGACCCGGCUCUGUUGGAGUGUAUGUGUCUCAGUGUCAUGCCUGCAUGCAUGUAUGCUGCAGAAUUACCUAUAGAUGGGGCAUCUGCUAUACUGGUGCUACUCUUGCUGGAGGUGAAAGAGAAAAGUACCAUGCAGCCUCCAGCAGUGAACAAAGAAGGCUACAACAGAAUCACCUAUAAUGUGGGAUGUGAAUCCUGCUUCACAGAACCCUUCUCCAGUUCACUAACCUAUGAUGAGGUUACCAUCAACAGUGAUAAUGUGAAAAUAGUGGUCAACGAAGAGGAAUACAGUGUAAUGAACACUGCAUGGACAGGGUGCUCAGAGGCUGCCUGCAGCUAUGGCCAGCUUGGGAAUGUGCCAGUCCCACACAAAAGGCAACACAACUGCCACAGUAGACCAACAUCAGGUCACCUACGCUACUGUGGAUAUUGAUACCGCCAGGAAAUAAGCAGCCAAAGCAGCCACUCUUCCAGCUCAACAGGUCAAAUUGUUGUAAAUAUUACAACAACAACGGAGCCCAUCUUCUAAGCUAGUCUGGCCACGCCCUCCCCAAAUUCGUCUUACAAAGAGGCUGGAAUUCGAGACUACUUCUAAGCCAAGUCUUCAUUGGGGGGGGGAGCGGCGAUCAAAUCAAGCUAAGUUGGUGGGUUGGGCUGACCACAAAUUCAAAUUCAAACUAAAGUGAUAACCCUUUUCCCCACGGUUGCGAUUGAACGGUAAAGGGAUAUGUAAUAACUAGUAGCUUCAUGCCAUAAAGCUUUAGCACAGACAUCAGCACCCACGAUGCUUCAUGAUAUAGUUGUACAAAGAGAUAAUCUAUAAAUAGCGCACCCGUUCCUAUCUACAUAGCAAUCGAGUCGUAAGUUUUCCCAUUCCUCUGAUUAAGAAAAAGUGUCAGGCUAAAGUGUGCUGUAAUGUUAUCUGUUCCUGGUAGUUUUAAUUAGGAAGCUUGUAUCUUGUCUUUAGAGUAGGUGUAUAGUAGCUAGGUCUCUUAGUUGUAUCAGGAGUGCACAAGUUAAAUAGGUGAAGCCAACCAGAGGAGGUACAACAGGCAGGAGUAAUUAGGCUUGAUUGAGAGCUGUAAUUACAUUCCUGUAAUUAC